AUGGAGGAAGAUUUUGUCCUAGAGCGGACUAAACGUCGUCACGCGUUGGCUGAGAUUGAGAAGCUGAUCAAGAAAAGCCCGAAUCUGCAUAUUGAACCCUCUGAACUGAAGGCGGCUGGUAUUUGCCACCUUCCCUUGUCCCUUGAAGGGGAUACCCAACAUCGUCCACAAUUCUUCAUGCCAUACCAAGAAGAACUGCCGUUCCCGUCGAAGGAGGAGGAGAACGAGCUGCUAGAACGAAAGCCUAACCUGGAUUUCAUCAUGUGGGAAGCUCGCGCUACUGAGUCUUUUCUUACUAGCAACUUUGGUGAUUGCUUGUCAUAUGCAUCGGAUAAGUACCCCCAUAAUCCGCCACCCUCUGGCCAAUAUCGAGAACUUGGAGAUUAUAGAUAUUUUGGUCAACUGCUGGAAUGUAUCGACUUCAACUGGUACGCUGUGGAAGCAACCGAUUAUCGGGAGGGAAAUUAUCCACACUUCAAGGUCAUCCUGGAAAGUGAAGCGAACGGGGAUGGUCGACUGCUUCGCGGAGAAAUCAUGACCAUCACCGGUAUCAUGGUUGGUCGUUUGAGAUCCAAGCGGCUGCGCCCUCAUGUUGUUGCCCCGAUGCUGGUCCUGUCUCUCAUGGGUCCUCGUCAUGCCCGCGUCCUGGAGGCAGAUUUUGACGGAAAGAUUCUCAACAUACGCGCUUCUAAGUUGUACGAUUUCACGCAAAAGAACACCGAGUUCGUGCAUUCGCUGACGCGGUAUUGGCUUGGUGGCGCGUGCGGCAAGACUGAGCUGUGA
Penicillium psychrosexuale is the source of this 783-nucleotide messenger RNA. RefSeq lists its product as uncharacterized. The record is from RefSeq and is a predicted model, not a curated record. NCBI's taxonomy places the organism in Eukaryota, Fungi, Ascomycota, Eurotiomycetes, Eurotiales, Aspergillaceae. Bases 1 to 783 code for a protein of 260 amino acids. The transcript is spliced from 3 exons.